Messenger RNA from Musa acuminata subsp. malaccensis (wild Malaysian banana), 1044 nucleotides. RefSeq names its product transcription factor MYB1. Lineage: Eukaryota; Viridiplantae; Streptophyta; Magnoliopsida; Zingiberales; Musaceae. The record is from RefSeq and is a predicted model, not a curated record.
CGUAUUAUGGGUUGACACAUGCAGUACCGCCAAGGCUCGCAGGAUUCAGAUUCCUCACAUGUGAACAGCAUCACCAACUCGGCUUAUAAACCGUGGCUGCGCACGGAGGGGAAUAUGUUCUGCAGCCUUAAUCCGAAGAAAUAGUCUGCCAAAAGAUUCUACUUCUUAGGAUUCGGAAUGGGAAGGAAGCCUUGCUGCGCUAAAGAGACGGAUCUCAAGAGAGGUGCUUGGACUGCAGAGGAGGACGGGAUUUUGGAAGCUUACAUCAAGACCCACGGGGAAGGAAGAUGGAGAAGCCUCCCCAAGAAAGCAGGACUCAAGAGGUGCGGGAAGAGCUGCCGUCUUCGUUGGCUGAACUACCUGAGGCCUGAUAUCAAGCGAGGGAACAUUUCUCUGGAGGAAGAGGACCUCAUCAUCCGACUCCACAAGCUCAUAGGAAACAGGUGGUCGCUGAUUGCCGGGCGGUUGCCCGGUCGAACAGACAACGAGAUCAAGAAUUACUGGAAUACUUACUUGAGGAAGAAAGUGCAGAACCAGCACGAGCCCGCCGUGGUGCUCUCCAGUCUGCACCACUUCGUGCAGGUAAGUAGAGAGGGAGACUUGGUUGCUGUCUCCGAGGCCGAGAAGGCACCGGAGUCGGUGCCCGGUGAGUCCUUCUCGAUUCUUACGGAAGGGAACUGGUGGGACUUGUUGAUGAGCUCCGACGCGGGCGAAGCCGCCUCCGCCGUGCAGGUUCCACACCUCAAUUUGGUUUCGCUGUGUGGAGACGACUCGCGUUGCGAUCUCUACGCCGCAAACGAGGGGAUGCUCGAGGACUGGAUGUGUGAUCCAGCUCAAACCAGUUUGGAUCGGGAACUCGAAUCACUGGCCAGAUUCCUCCACUGCGACGACUGAUCCAUACAUAGGCAGUAGAUGGCGUCAGCUUGCUUAUCAUCUCUUUCCUCUCGGACAUGAAUAAUCUUCGCAUCAUUAGAAUGUCGCUGCAACUUCACUGUAUCUAUCAGCUCACGAACAAUAAACGAAGUAGACAUGAGUUGCUGUUAA